AUGAUGCAAUUCAUGCUGUUGUUUAGUCGCCAGGGGAAGCUCCGUCUCCAGAAAUGGUACACCGCUUAUCAGGAUAAGAUGAAGAAGAAGAUCUGUCGUGAACUGAUUACUCAAAUCCUCGCGAGAAAACCCAAAAUGUGUGCUUUUCUGGAAUAUAAGGACCUUAAGAUCGUUUAUAAGAGGUACGCUUCGCUCUAUUUUUGCUGUGCUAUUGAACAGACCGAUAACGAGCUGAUUUGUUUGGAGGUGAUCCAUAGAUACGUUGAAUUACUGGACAAGUACUUCGGAAGUGUUUGCGAACUCGAUAUUAUUUUCAAUUUUGAGAAAGCUUACUUCAUACUUGAUGAAUUCUUGCUAGCCGGUGAAAUUCAGGAGACGAGCAAGAAACAGGUUCUCAAGGCUAUAGCUGCACAGGAUCUCAUCCAAGAGGAAGAAACGCCUCAGGGCUUGUUUGAAGAUCAUGGACUCGGAUAA
Molecule: messenger RNA, 474 nt
Organism: Cooperia oncophora
Lineage: Eukaryota; Metazoa; Nematoda; Chromadorea; Rhabditida; Trichostrongylidae
Source: the annotation of a GenBank genome assembly